AUGUUUCUCCAAAUCCUCAGCCUCGCUUCCGUAGCGACUGCGAUCCUCCCCUCUCCACAACACAUCUUCUCCAACCCCGCAGACACAUCGAACGUACACUCCACAUUCAAGAUCCCAACCGCCUACGAGUCCGCAGUCCUCGGACGAAGAAUCCUCCACCUCUCUUCCCUAGGAAUCCUCAGCACCAUCUUCCCCUCUCCCAACCAUGCCUCCGAAACCCUCGAACAACGACCUUCAGGUCUGGGAGGAAUGCCCAUCGGGCUAAUGGACUACAUAGCGGACUGCGAAGGCACAGGAAACCCCACGAUCCUCGCAAUCAACAUCGCAACAUCCUUCAAAAACGCCGCCGCCGGCUCCAACACCUCCCUAUCCUUGCAAUGGACACCGCCUCACCCACCCGCGAAGCGGAUCUCCUCGCUCCCAACACUUCCCUACUCUGCUGCCAACCUGCCGCGCUUCAGUAUCCUGGGAUAUCUGGAGAAGAUGGAAGACACAGAGGCGCUGAGGAAGUGUUUCGUGGAGACCCAUCCCGAUGCCAAGUAUUGGUUGCCCGGAAACCAGAUCCAUCGGAGUGAGUGGGUGCGUCUGGUUGUGCAGGAUAUUUACUGGGUUGGGGGGUUUGGGGAUAGAGCGUAUAUUGGCUGGAUAGAUGCUAGUCAUUGGAGUAAUGUGACGAAGGAAGAAUGGGAAGAGGUGAGAUUACCUGGUGAGAAGGAGGGUUGGAAGGAGUGGGCAGCUGAUAGCCAGAGGGAGUGGGAGCUGUAA
Molecule: messenger RNA, 765 nt
Organism: Hymenoscyphus albidus
Lineage: Eukaryota; Fungi; Ascomycota; Leotiomycetes; Helotiales; Helotiaceae
Source: the annotation of a GenBank genome assembly